Molecule: messenger RNA, 5681 nt
Organism: Manduca sexta (tobacco hornworm)
Lineage: Eukaryota; Metazoa; Arthropoda; Insecta; Lepidoptera; Sphingidae
Product: zinc finger protein 501
Exons: 4
Coding region: 137-1534 (465 amino acids)
Biological process (GO): regulation of transcription by RNA polymerase II
Cellular component (GO): nucleus
Molecular function (GO): RNA polymerase II cis-regulatory region sequence-specific DNA binding; DNA-binding transcription activator activity, RNA polymerase II-specific
Source: RefSeq, a predicted model, not a curated record
AAAUAUAUUUUUAUCUGACAACACAGUUCUAAGCUGUCAACCAGUGUAGCGGUAUUGGGAGUAUUGCAUAAAAAUCGUCAAAUAUUAAUGAGAUUAUGCAGUUCCCGGCAUAGAAUUUUAACUAUAAAUUAGAGAAAUGUCCACCGAAUACGAUCAGCAUAUAAAAAUCAAGCUCGAGCCUGAGACGGACCAUCAAUUGGACUCUGAAAAUGGAAUCACACAAUCUGCGGACGACAUCGUCAAUCAAAAGCCCGAAUUUGUUAAUAUCAAGAUGGAAAUAGAUAUUGAAAACAAUGUAUCCAAGUUAAUUUGUUGCAGUAUCAAGCAAGAAUUCAAGCAGCCUCCGUGUCCUGACAGUACGAGUGCGCCCAGCUCUCCUGCCCCAGGGACCAUGGUUAAAAUGGAGUAUGAAGACCCAAUAGAUUCUAUGAACAACGAAGUGUAUUAUACCAAUGAGGAGAAUCUUAAUGACCAACACCAGGAGACGUACAAUAGUUCAUAUUUGGUACCAGCUAUGAUGCAGCCCAAUACAUCGCAAUGUUAUUUUGACAAUGAAGCAGCUCUACUAGCCGAAGCCGAAAGGUCUACCACCUGUCCGAUAUGUCAAAAGACUUUCGCGAACCAGGGCAACGUCCGCCGCCACCUCCUACUCCACGCGAGAGUGAAACACAAAUGCGGGCUCUGCGACAAACAGUUCCUCCAAGAAGACCAGCUGCAGCGCCACCUGGCGCGGCACGGGAGAAGCACCGACCGCGAGUGCGGCGAGUGUGGGAAAACGUUCAAAACACCAUCCAAAUUAAAACAACAUUUACGCUCUCACAUAAAAGAGAAAACAUUUUUUUGUACUCAAUGCCAUAGGUAUUUUAGCACCGAGCAAAGUUUGGUGCGGCACCAGGGCAGGAGUAGAUGCAAACGCCCCAUAGACGUGCCACUGUCCUGUAACGUGUGUUUGAAAACUUUUGAAAAAGAGUUUUUAUUGAAAAGUCAUUUGCGAAGGCAUGACAGCGUGCGGCCCUUCGCUUGUGAUAUUUGCGGCAUGAGUUUCAAAUAUAAAAGUACGAUCGUGAGACACAUAAAGUGGCAUAACGGGGACAAGCCAUAUUCGUGUAAAGUGUGCAAAAAGUCGUUCACGCAAGCUGGUCUUUUGAAGCCUCACAUGCGCGUACACACCGGCGAAAGGCCGUACCAAUGUCAUAUUUGUCUUAAAAGUUUUUCGUAUAAACAUAACAUGUUGCGACACGCAGCCAGACACAACAAAGUCAAGCGGCUGGUCUGUGAGAUUUGUCAUAAGAAAUUUCCGAGGGAGAGCCGCUUGAUAUACCACAUGAGGAUACAUUUGGAUGAGAAAAGAUUUUUCUCUUGCUUCGUUUGUCCGAAAAAGUUUUCGCACAGACAAAACGUGCUUCGGCAUUACAUGAGGAAGCACCCCGGGCAUACUUACGACGGCACUGACACUGACGCCAAGGUAGCGUUACGACUCUGGGAUAAAGCGAAGAACACCUUCGUGACGGAACCCGAAGAGAUUUUGAGUUAAGUCGCGAGAUCAUAGAUUUUUAUUGUUCGUGUAUCUUCGAUAUUGAAAUUAAAUUUUCGGAUUCUAUCGCGGUUUUUUGUAAUUUGUUUUUCGAAGACUUUGCAGCCUUCAUGGUCACGGGCGGGACUGAGGUGUUGUUCAUCCGUAAAGUCAAAGUUACAAUAUCUAGAAUAUCCAAUAAUAGAAUCCGAAAAUUAGUUUAAUUUCAAUGUCUAACUUUCGCGUAAACAUAAGAAAUUAUCGUGUAUCUUCUAUGUUAGUGAUAAAUCAUUUACCGUUGGACUUCGCUUAUCCAGUUUACAGUUAGAUACGGAGUAUCACAAAACUGCCAAUAAUAUAGAAAGGAUAAAAUUAUUCCCUAUGUACUUAUCUCUAGUGGCAGCUCACUCGGGCUGUGAACCGUAAGAAACGGGUUCGAUUCUCAAGUUGGGUAACUAAAAAGUAGAGGUGAUUAGAUUUCGUGGUUGAUGAGACUAAUAUAUCAUGGGAUAAAUAUUCGGGCAAACUGCGUGAGUUUAAUAUAUAAAUUUAUGUCUAUACAAGGUACUAAAGUUAAUUUUCAAACUUUGGUUUUUGCCUCUCUAUAACAGUUUCAGUGUUUGAAAAUAGUAUAUUUGUUGAGAUGAUAUUCGAUUUAUAGUAAUGAGAUCUUAUUUUAAAUAGAUUAUUUUUUAAUUUUUUAGUACAUCAAAAUCGGACAUCGUUUGAGUUAGGUGGCAUUAAGAUUUUCUAACUCUCCAGUUUUGAUUAAACUGCAGUAUCUCACUCCGCAAUAGUCUCAUCGCUUGACGCGCCACCGAGGCUGUCAUAGGUUGCUUAUAUAAUGCCGGCGCCACACAUAGCAAAAACAUUUGAACAUUUAUUUGAACACUUGUAUGAAGUCAUGUGUGGCACGGGUAUUUGCGUAUUUGUGCAAAGUUUGUAUAAAUGUUUGCGUAUUUGCCAUUCGGUAUCGGUUUACCGACCAAACAUUAAAGCGUUCAAAGUUAUCGAGUUGCUUGAAGGAGAACCGAUUAUAUGGAAACCUAAAAGUAAAAGCCAUAAAAAUUCAAAUUUGGUCAGUGUAACUGUGUUUAAAUGUGUGGCAAAGUCUUUGUUCAAAUAUUUGUCUGUGUCGCGCCGGCAUAAAGUAGGUAGCUAUGUAUACCGGUUUGUACCUUUAGAUCUCGUAAAAAAAAUUAUCGAUAUGUAAAAUUAACGGUAAAUUGCAAUACUAUAUAUAGGAUAUAUGAUGAUAAAAAUGUAAAUUCGUGUUAUUAGUCAAAAUUUUAAAAUAAUACUCCAUAAUAAUCCUAAUUAUGAAAAUCACACCUACAAGGUUGCAAAGCAUCGCGCAAUUGGAACAUUCCUGUUGCACCGUUGUAUUCCCAUUUGGGAGGGCGUCAUAGUGAAAAUUCUCGUUCACGACUGGGCACAAUUACUACUUGUUGAAUGCUGGAGUGGGGGUGGGGGGUUCAAUUCUUGUGCCUUCGGUCUUCACCCCGAAUGCUAGCCUACAUACGUGGAGACAUUUGUCGCGGCCCUAGUCACACAGUUAAGUGUGUACCUUGUGAUUGGAAAUUCACAUUGAGGCCUAUAAUGGCCUCCGCCCGUACAUAAGAAAAAAAUAUAUUUAAAAUUAAUAUGCAGUGCAAUAGGGACUUUGUAACUGAAGGUUCUGAAUUAGAGUUUUGAGUUAUAUUUAAAUUCAAGAUCAAUAUCGACAAGGAACUUGCUUUUACAGAGUACAUUCAAUUAUCUUAAAAAAAUGCGGUUUCUAGUCUAUAAAAAAAUAUCCGUCAAUACUUCUAGUCAUGGCAGGGCUUAGAAAGAGACUUUCCCGCCCUCACACCCACCACUACAACUCCUGUAAGCCAGGAUCAGCAGUGGCACGCAUUUUAUGACACCGAGCAGUGAAGCUCGGCGAGUCUCAGGGAAAACUAAUAUGUCAUUAUCCCGCAACGAAAUUAAUCAAAUAGAAAGAUAGGGAGGAGUUGGAAAUAUUAAUUGUCCACUUCCCUCCAGGGCUUAGAAAGUGGAGCAUUUUGAGAGAAACAAUAGUUAAUUCUUAUAUAAUCGUUAUCGUUUACCCUUUAUCUGAUAAUAAAUACUUCCCUUCCACCAAAAUUAAGAAUACUUUGCUAAAGACAGCAAAAGUUUACAAGCUGCAGCAGCAGAAAAUAAGACAGCAUUGCUUUUUUUUUUUCAACUUGUAUUAAGAAAAUUGUACGUUGCCACUCGGGGUUGAUAAUAUUAAUAUGCAACUGCCGUUGCCUGUGGGAAUCGGGACCAUUACGUAUACAGCUGAUCUGGUAUCAGUAGACACGUGUUUUUAAUAUACUGGUUUCAGAUUAUGUAAACGGAUCGAUUAAAAAAUGUUUGGUAACUUUGUACCAAAGUUACAACUUACAGGUUGAACUAAUGCCAGAUUGACUGUGUAGAUCAGACACUUAAAAAAUUCCUUCGUCUAAAAUAAAAGUGCUAAAGAGGCAAGUCAAGUGACGUAAAGCCGACAGUACACGUUGGACGUUGCCAAGUGAAAGCCAAUACCAACGUAGACUAUGGCAUAAUAUUGGCUUAGCCUUGCCAUCGCUAGACAUGGAUUGCGUAGUUGGAAAAGUAAAAGCAAGCGCUAAGGAGUUAUGGCACACAACUCGCAGUUGCUAGCGAUCACUUUUCUUACUUUGGAGCCGUGUUGGUUUUUUUGCACAAUUCAAAAGCCUGCGCAGUCAUUCGUGUUUUAAUUUAUUCAUAUUAUGAACACUCAUUAAAUUUGUUUCUAUACACAUUCAAAACUGUAAACGCUCAACGUGUGGACAACUACACAAAAGCCUAUAUUAAUUGCUUGCAUUGGUUUUCUUCAAACUUGAACGUCUAUAGGUGCGGUUCAUACAUGGUCUUAGCUAGUUUACGCCUCGCUCGCGUUGGCCUAAUCUCGACCAACAUGUAUUACUGACUUUAGAUGAAGACCGUUUUUUAAUUUUUACUUUUCUGUUACUAAUAUUAUAAACCCAAGUUUGUGAAAAUGUUUUUAUGUUUGUUAAAAAGAAACACAGAAAAAAGAACGGAUUUGCUUAAUAUGGCGCUGGCGUCGUAUUGUUUUAGGAAUUAUUGAAGCUGGGAAUGCUUUGAAAUAAAACUCUUUUACGGAUUUUAUCGCGGUAAAAUAGUUGUUAUUUCAAUAUUUGCGUAAACAUAAGAAAUCAUCAGGAAAUGCCUUCAAUGCGGAGAAAUUCGCGAACAAUAACUAGGACUACAUAAUUUUGACUGUCAAAGUUACUUUACUGCAAGGUUAAGAUGAAAGAUCCCACAAUAUUCCUAUUCACAAAAAAUUUCAAUUUUACAUGUAUGCGAUUAAAAAAAAUUACCUAUUGACUAUAACAUCCAAUAUCCAGCCUAUAAUAAAAACUUGAUAAGAUCGUUUCUGGACUCGCGGUUUCUAAAUAACGUUUAUAAAGCACACUAGAUGUAAAGUAUCUUAUUAUAACGCAAUGUUAUUACCUAUAAUAUUAAAUGAAAUAUUGGAAGAUGUGUAAAAUAUUACUUACCAUUUAUCUUCCAGGCUGUCUCGAAGAAUAAUCUCGGAAUAAAUAUACCUUCAUAUUUAUUUAAAUUAUGAUUAGAAAUUAGGCUAUAUGGCACUGACCAUUGCCAUUUCGUAAUGAAAAAAAAACGACAGAAAUUAGCAUUCAAUAAAAUAUCUAUAGACGACUUCUGUUGAUUUUUAAUUUCCAAAUAAAUCCCAAUAAUUAUCUUGGAACGAAUAAUUUGUUUAUCAAUCACUAUUGGCGGGAAUUUAACAGUACAUGUAGCUGUAUACUUCAGUAGGUACUUACUACUUAGUUCAUAUAAAUGUUUUGUGAAAAUAAUUAUUAUUGUUAUGGGUUGUGCAAUUCUCUUCAAAAUUAUAAAUAGCCUUUUGGAAAAAUAUUAAAAUAAUGAAUAUAACGUGGCUGUAUACCUAUGUUUCUUUUGCCAAAUCGAAAUAUUGUAAUUUUAAAAUAUAAAGCUUUGAUCAACAAUAAAAUCGAAGGUUUGCGAGUUUAUGCUUUCCCUGCUAGCUCCUCUAGGGACAUGGCAUGUUACGUUUUUGUUAUUGUAGUUAUAUUUAUUGUUUAUGUAAUAUAAGAUAUGGAUUUCUAAAUCUCUAUUAAAUUAUUAAGCGAUU